GAAACAUGAAAUUUGAACUGUUUUUUGUGUGGAAACUAUUUUGUUCUUAUCUAGUCCUUGUUCUUGAUGAGUUUUAAACAGAAGCUACCACCGGGGGACCUAGCUAGUGUGGAAGACUAUCUAUCAGUAAUUACUAUUAUUUAUAGUCGUGAUCUAUGAGCAGCAGCUACAAUGUAGAUUAUUUUUUGUAUAAUAUUUAGGCCUUCAGUUCAGAAUGUUCCUAAAUAAUUAAAUUUUAUUGGAUGAAUAUAAAAAAUAAGCUGUAUACUUCCACUUUGUCAUAAUUAUAAUCCUAAUGUACUAGCAGACAUUUGUUUAUCAAACCCAGCACAAAACUAAAAAGACAAAUAAAGCUUUUACCCUCAGGAAAAGCUCAAAUUACACUGUAGUUAUUAAUACAUACUAGAUCUGUACUUCCUUUAACACUUGCUUGUCUCCAGUAAGCAGUAAACACACCCAUAAUAAACAGGUAGUCCCUGACGUCUGAUUAUGUAAUCACAUAUUUCUGGCCUUACAGUUCAGUCAUUUCCUGAGGUGGAGCGAGGUGGAGCCUCUAACCAUUUCUGCAGAAACGUUCUGCUAUUGGGGCCAGCUGUUCGCUGUGAACACAGCUGUGAUAUCCACAUGGCCUAACAAUGCUAAAAUCACUCCAAGAACUACAAUACAGCUCUCAUGGCUUCCCAGUAAACACGUGAUUAUAUUAACACAGCCAUGUCUACCUCGGAGUACACCAAGCUGAGAUGGGGCCUGACCAUAGCUGGCUUGUGUCUGUACGCUGCAGACAUAUGGACCGACAUUUGUCUUGCACUGACAUAUUACCAAGAGGAGCAUUAUCUGUGGGCUGGGCUGACCCUUGCUUUCAUUUUGACUGGAAUGCUGGUUUCUCAAAUCUUCAGCUUUGCUUGGUAUUGGGAUGAUAUGAAUGACUUUUUUAUAAACCCAAAUGGGAAAGCAACCCAAGCCGGCCUGUCUAAAAGUGGACUGGGUGCACUUCACGUAUUUGGCCUGGGAAUCUUCACCAGGUAUUACCAGCUGCUGAAGAAGGGCUAUGGAGUGCUAUGGAACGCCACACAUUUCCCCGCAGAAGAGAAAAGGCAGAGGCACCACAAUCUGUUUUGUAUGGCCACUGAUCUGAGCAUGCUCAAGUUGUUUGAAACAUUUCUGGAAAGUGCCCCCCAGCUCCUCCUGCAAGUCUACAUUGUGCUGCUUGGCCACAGGGAAGCCACAGUAUUGAAUUAUGUCUCCAUGGCCUUUUCCUUCCUCAGCAUUGCCUGGUCCCUGGUGGAUUAUCGGCGGUGUCUACGCAGGUCACUCCCUCAUAUCAGCGAAAUGCCCUCUGGCCUACCCACUGCUGUUUACCUCCUUUAUAAACUCUGCACCAUCACCAGCCUUAUACUAAGCUACAGUCUAUAUUUAAUAAUAAGUGCCUAUACCACAGUAGCUCUCACCGCUGUGUGGCUGGCAAUGCUAAUAUGGACAAAUAUUCUUCAGACCGAAUUUUGCUCUCACCGAGGACUGGAAAUUCUCUACAGGGCUGUGGUUGGAGUCAUUCUUACGUUCACCUUUUUCAAUGUUAAAGGACAAGACACUAAAGUACCUAUGGGUAUUUACUAUAGUAUAUUCUGUAUUAUUAAUGUUUCCUCACCAAUACUGCUGUCUGUACUAAUGCCAGAAUUCAAUUCAAGUACCUUGUUGGCAGUGGAUAUUUUUAUUUUGUGCUGUGUUUUUCUGGGACUAUUUUGCCUUGUUUUGUACUAUGUCCUGCUGCACCCCAGAGUGAAGCUACAUGACAUAGAUGAGGUGGAUGGGCCAGGUGAAAAGAACAACAGUGUGAGAAGGAUUAACACAUUUUUACAGCCUUAAAAAAUGUAAAGCACUUUAUAAAUAUUUAUAUCCAAAAUCUA
Messenger RNA from Periophthalmus magnuspinnatus, 1904 nucleotides. It is a transcript of the gene xkr9, whose product is annotated as XK, Kell blood group complex subunit-related family, member 9. Gene Ontology annotation, cellular component: plasma membrane. NCBI's taxonomy places the organism in Eukaryota, Metazoa, Chordata, Actinopteri, Gobiiformes, Gobiidae. Gene Ontology annotation, biological process: phosphatidylserine exposure on apoptotic cell surface; engulfment of apoptotic cell; apoptotic process involved in development. The transcript is spliced from 4 exons. The record is from RefSeq and is a predicted model, not a curated record. The coding region runs from base 712 to 1863 and encodes 383 amino acids.